Entelurus aequoreus (snake pipefish) is the source of this 1807-nucleotide messenger RNA. RefSeq names its product complexin-2-like. Gene Ontology annotation, biological process: regulation of neurotransmitter secretion; synaptic vesicle exocytosis; neurotransmitter transport. The transcript is spliced from 5 exons. The record is from RefSeq and is a predicted model, not a curated record. Gene Ontology annotation, molecular function: syntaxin binding. Lineage: Eukaryota; Metazoa; Chordata; Actinopteri; Syngnathiformes; Syngnathidae. The coding region runs from base 276 to 677 and encodes 133 amino acids. Gene Ontology annotation, cellular component: terminal bouton; SNARE complex.
AGCCGCAUGUUAACUCGGUAUUCAUGUUCCCGGGUAGUGUGAAGGGAAAUGGGCGUAAGUAGUGACGUCACACGCCACUUCGUCACAGCAUCAACACGCAGCUGGCUCUGAUCGGGACAGAACUACAUUGGUGUGAGGAAAUUAAGCGCGUCUUCACUCGGCGAGGACGUCACACGUCCAGCCGGCGAGGAGAGGAGAUCUCAUCUUCUCUUCUUGCUGGUAACCUGUGAAUGUGACAUCGCUUCGCCUGGGCAGGGAAUAAAAAAGCCAUCGCCAUGAAUUUCGUAAUGAAGCAAGCGUUGGGAGGGGCCACCAAAGACAUGGGGAAGAUGCUCGGCGGGGAGGAGGAGAAGGACCCCGAUGCUCAGAAAAAGGAGGAGGAGAGGCAAGAGGCGCUGAGGCAACAGGAGGAGGAGAGGAAGGCCAAGUACGCAAAGAUGGAGGCCGAGAGAGAAAACAUCCGACAGGGCAUCAGGGAUAAGUACGGCAUCAAGAAGAAGGAGGAGAAGGAGGCGGAGGCGGCGGCCGCCAUGGAGCAGGCCUCCGAGGGCAGCCUGACCCGCCCCAAGAAGGCGGUGCCCACCGGCUGCGGCGACGAGGAGGAGGAGGAGAGCAUCGUGGACACGGUCAUGAAGUUCAUACCGACUCCGCUCAUGGAUAUGUUCAGUAAAAAAUAAACCUUCCUCGCCGCGCUCCUAUCUGCCCCUCCCCCGCCCCGCUCUUCUUCUCUUCUCAACGUGUGACGUCAUCCUCCACUUUCUCUGUAGGGGGUCAACUUUUUUUUUUUUUGGCUCUAAAACAUGCUGAUCGGAGGUUUUUUCCAUUUAUUGUAAUGUUACGUAGUUUUUUUUUCGCUUUUAUUUGUAAAUAAAAAAACAAUAAUGAUAUAUAUAUAUAUAUAUAAAUAUAUGACAUUACGGAUAGAUGAGUACAAGCCAUAUUUUUAUCUUUAAAGACGAUAUCCAAAUCAUUUUUCUUUUACUUUCUUAGUAAUAUUUGAUACAUGCGGUCUGUGUGUGUGUGUGUGUGUGUUCUUGUAUUUCUACCCUUCUUGAGACACCAACAGGGAAAAGUAGCUUCCAUAUGAGGAGGUGUGAACAAGUUAGGACAUAAGUCAUGGUCCCAAUACGGAAAAAAACCAUUGCAUCUAAUAGAGAAUGUCUCAUUUGCACCCCUGGUGGUGAAAUCUAUCAUAAUUAGGGUGGUCCCAAAAAGGAGGGAUUUUUCAAAUUGACUGUGUCGGUUUUAAAAGUGCUCCCCCUCUGGUCAACAUAUGUAAUAACAAGUGUGUGUCAGAAAUUGAAAUGUGCCCACUUUUGGCCAAAAAUGUAUUAAAACAAAUAAAAUAAGUAUGUAUAUAGAGACAUACUGUAAUACCUUGAAGUAAAUAAUGAAGAUUAAAAACAAAUAAUUUAAAAAAAAAUGAACUAAAAGCAGUCUUUUUCUCACAAUGUGUCGACUUUUUUUCUUAUAAAAUUGGGAACAAUUCCUCAUAUUCUUUCUGUUUCUGUAAUAUUGCAAUAUUCUCUCGUAAAAUUAUUCCUUUUUUUAAUGUAAAAUGAUUACUAUUUAAUGCAGCAUUCUGACUUGUAUCACAACAUUGCCCGUUUUGUGUUGUUCUUGUAAAACGGUGACAUUUUUUUUUUAGUAAAAAUUAUGAAGUGAAUUAAAUUUAUAUAGCGCUUUUCUCUAGUGACUCAAAGCGCUUUUACAUAGAGAAACCCAAUGUCUGAGUUACAUUUAAACCAGCGUGGGUGGCACUGGGAGCAGGUGGGUCAGGUGUCUUGCCCAAGGACACAACGGCAGU